Messenger RNA from Acanthisitta chloris (rifleman), 3540 nucleotides. RefSeq names its product PR domain containing 10 (gene PRDM10). Gene Ontology annotation, molecular function: protein binding. Lineage: Eukaryota; Metazoa; Chordata; Aves; Passeriformes; Acanthisittidae. The annotation marks the transcript as partial. Gene Ontology annotation, cellular component: nucleus. The transcript has 21 exons. The record is from RefSeq and is a predicted model, not a curated record.
GUGCACUUUGUCCCCGAGGGGGGGACGGUGGCGCAGAUCGUGUACAGUGACGAGCAGGACCGUCCCUCGCAGCAGGUUGUCUACACGGCCGAUGGCACGUCCUACACCUCUGUGGACACCUCGGAGCACACCCUCGUUUACAUCCACCCCGUGGAAGCUACACAGACUCUGUUUACAGAUCCGUCCCAAGUGGCUUACGUCCAACAGGAUGCCACCACCCAGCAGGCAUCAUUACCGGUGCAUAACCAGGUGUUACCUCCUAUGGAGGCAGUGGAUGGUUCUGACCCCUUGGCACCUCUGCAGAAUCAGAUGGAAAGGAUAGAAACAAAAGAGGAGGAUGAUGAGGAUGAAGAUGAGGAAGAAGAUGGGGAAGACACUGACAUGGAUGAAUGGGAUCCAGAUCCACCUCGGCCCUUUGAUCCCAAUGAUUUGUGGUGUGAAGAGUGUAACAACGCACAUCCCUCGGUGUGUCCAAAACAUGGACCUUUGCAUCCCAUCCCAAACAGGCCUGUGCUGACCAGGGCAAGGGCCAGCCUGCCCCUGGUGCUCUACAUAGACAGGUUCCUGGGAGGAGUGUUCUCCAAGAGGCGCAUCCCAAAGAGGACACAGUUUGGACCUGUGGAAGGGCCCCUGGUCAGGCAAACUGAGCUCAAAGACUGCUACAUCCAUUUGAAGGUUUCUCUUGAUAAGGGGGACAGAAAAGACAGAGAUUUGCAGGAGGACCUGUGGUUUGAACUCUCCAGCGAGGCUCUGUGUAACUGGAUGAUGUUUGUGCGUCCAGCUCAAAACCACCUGGAGCAGAACCUGGUGGCCUAUCAGUAUGGUCACCACAUCUAUUACACCACCAUCAAAAACGUGGAGCCCAAGCAGGAGCUCAAGGUGUGGUAUGCUGCCUCCUACGCCGAGUUUGUGAAUCAGAAGAUCCAUGACAUAUCUGAGGAGGAAAGGAAGGUUCUCAGGGAGCAGGAGAAGAACUGGCCCUGCUACGAGUGCAAUCGGCGUUUCAUGAGCUCAGAGCAGCUCCAGCAGCACCUCAACUCCCACGAUGAGAAGCUGGACUUCUUCAGCAGAGCCAGAGGCCGAGGCCGCGGGCGAGGGAAGAGGAGGUUUGGACCAGGCAGGCGCCCGGGACGUCCUCCCAAAUUCAUGCGCAUGGAAGCAACCAGUGAAAAUGGAGAGAAGUGUGAAGAAGGGACACAGGACUUGCUGCAUUUUUCCAGCAAGGGGCAGUUUGAGGAGGCUGGACAAGGCGCCCUGAACGGGCUGGAGCAGCAGGAACAGACUCCGGUGCCGCCGGAGCCGCCGUCGGCACUGGAGCAGCAGCAGCAGGAGAACCACCACACGCUCCAGGUGCAGCCACAGCACGAGGAGAGCACAGUGCCCACGCAGAGCACCAUGACAGCAGAUGACAUGAGGCGAGCGAAGCGCAUCAGGCUGGAGCUGCAGAAUGCAGCCCUGCAGCACCUGUUCAUCCGCAAGUCCUUCCGCCCGUUCAAGUGCCUGCAGUGUGGGAAAGCCUUCCGAGAGAAGGACAAGCUGGACCAGCACCUGCGCUUCCACGGGAGGGAGGGCAACUGCCCCCUCACCUGUGACAUCUGCAACAAGGGCUUCAUCAACAGCGGCGCCCUCGAGAGCCACAUGAAGUUCCACAUGGACCAGAAAACCUACUCCUGCAUCUUCUGUCCCGAGUCCUUCGACCGCUUGGACCUGCUGAAGGACCACGUGGCCAUCCACGUCAGUGAUGGCUAUUUCACCUGCCCCACCUGCAAGAAACGCUUCCCAGAUUUUAUCCAGGUGAAGAAGCACGUGCGCAGUUUCCACUCUGAGAAGAUCUACCAGUGCACAGAGUGUGACAAAGCUUUCUGCCGCCCCGACAAGCUGCGGCUGCACAUGCUGCGGCACUCGGACCGCAAAGACUUCCUGUGCUCCACCUGUGGCAAGCAGUUCAAGAGGAAGGACAAGCUGCGAGAACACAUGCAGAGGAUGCACAACCCGGAGAGGGAGGCCAAGAAGGCCGAUCGGAUCAGCCGCUCCAAAACCUUCAAGCCGCGGAUCGCGUCCACCGACUACGAGAGCUUCAUGUUCAAGUGCCGCCUCUGCAUGAUGGGCUUCCGCCGCAGGGGCAUGCUGGUGAAUCAUCUAUCAAAGAGACAUCCAGACAUGAAAAUAGAAGAGGUGCCAGAGCUCACGUUGCCCAUCAUCAAACCCAACAGAGAUUACUUCUGUCAAUACUGUGAUAAGGUGUACAAGAGUGCCAGCAAGCGCAAAGCACACAUCCUGAAGAACCAUCCUGGUGCUGAGCUGCCUCCAAGCAUCCGGAAGCUUCGCCCUGCAGGCCCAGGAGAGCCAGAUCCCAUGCUGAGCACCCACACCCAGCUGACAGGCACCAUAGCCACCCCUCCAGUGUGCUGCCCUCACUGCUCCAAGCAGUACAGCAGUAAGACGAAGAUGGUGCAGCACAUCCGCAAGAAGCACCCAGAGUUUGCUCAGCUGCCCAACACGAUCCACACCCCCAUGGCCACGGCUGUCAUCAGCUCCACCCCAGCUGUCCUGGCCACUGACAGCACCACUGGAGAGACUGUCGUGACAACAGAUUUACUGACCCAGGCAAUGACAGAGAUCUCCCAGACCCUCACCACGGACUAUCGGACUCCCCAGGGAGAUUACCAGCGGAUCCAGUACAUCCCUGUGUCUCAAUCCACAACUGGCUUGCAGCAGCCUCAGCACAUACAGCUGCAGGUUGUUCAAGUGGCCCAGGCUACCUCACCUCACCAGUCCCAGCACUCCACAGUGGAUGUUGGGCAGCUGCAUGACCCCCAGACGUACACCCAGCAUGCCAUCCAGGUGCAGCACAUCCAGGUCACCGAGCCGUCGCCAGCAGCUCAGUCAGCAGCACAGGUUGGGGGUCAGCCUUUGAGUCCCUCCUCGCAGCCACCUCAGAAGGAACUCAGCCCCUCCCAGAUGCAGACAGCUCCCUCCACACCAAACCAGGCCCUCCAGCAGCAGCAAGGCUCCUCAGUGCAGCACACCUACCUGCCCAGCACGUGGAACUCCUUCCGCAGCUACUCAUCCGAGAUUCAGAUGAUGACCAUCCCCCAGGGCCAGUACGUGAUCACAGAGACUGCUGUGGGCACACCAGUCACCACUGUCAACACAGGGCAAGUGAAAGCAGUCACUCAGACUCACUAUGUGAUAUCUGAAGGUCAGCCUGACCUGGAUGGCAAACAGAACUCCUCCCUGCCCAGCGAGGUCCCGGUGGGUGUUCCCCAGCCCCCAGCCCACACGGAUCCCUUGGAGCCUCAGCCAGGCAGCCAGCAGCAAACCACCCAGUACAUCAUCACCACCACCACCAACGGCAGCGGUGGCAGCGAAGUGCACAUCACCAAACCCAGGACUUUCCCAGCAGAGCACGAGUGAAGGAGCCUCCUGGUGUCAUUUGCUUGUCCUUGUCACCUCCCCAACAGCAGAUCUAGGGUACUCUGGGGCUGUCUGUGUUUAACCUAUAUGCUCACUUACCUUCAACUAAAAUCUGGAGCUCUU